AUGAUGAUGAUGAUGAUGAUGAUGAUGAUGAUGAUGAUGAUGAUGAUUCGGAUGAUGGAUGAUGAUGAUGAUGAUGAUGAUGAUGAUGAUGAUGAUGAUGAUGAUUCGGAUGAUGAUUGUGAUGAUGAUGAUGAUGAUUGGGAUGAUGAUGAUGAUGACGAUGUUUCGGAUGAUUCGAUGAUGAUGAUGAUGAUGAUGAUGACUCGGAUGAUGAUGAUGAUGAUGAUGAUGAUGAUGGAAUAUGCCCUCUACACCGACAGUCUAGCUCUCGUGUAUUUUCGACCCACCCGAACUCGGUGA
Molecule: messenger RNA, 300 nt
Organism: Echinostoma caproni
Lineage: Eukaryota; Metazoa; Platyhelminthes; Trematoda; Plagiorchiida; Echinostomatidae
Source: the annotation of a GenBank genome assembly